Molecule: messenger RNA, 3087 nt
Organism: Erigeron canadensis
Lineage: Eukaryota; Viridiplantae; Streptophyta; Magnoliopsida; Asterales; Asteraceae
Product: calcium-transporting ATPase 2, plasma membrane-type-like
Exons: 7
Coding region: 4-3075 (1023 amino acids)
Biological process (GO): calcium ion transmembrane transport
Cellular component (GO): membrane; intracellular membrane-bounded organelle
Molecular function (GO): calmodulin binding; ATP binding; P-type calcium transporter activity
Source: RefSeq, a predicted model, not a curated record
AAAAUGGAGACUUAUUUGAAUCAGAAUUUUAGCGGUGUCAAACCCAAGCAUUCGUCGGGCGACAACUUGAAAAGAUGGCGAACGUUGUGUGGGGUUGUUAAGAAUCCUAAACGACGAUUUCGUUUCACUGCUAACUUACUCAAACGCGAUGAGGCUGCUGCCAUGCGCCGUUCCAAUCAGGAGAAGUUGAGGGUAGCGGUUUUGGUUUCAAAGGCAGCAGCUCAGUUUUUACAAGGGGUCCAACCCGAACAAGAUGACUACACGGUCCCUGAGGAAGUCAAAGCCGCUGGUUUUGACAUAUGUGCAGAUGAAGUAGGUUCCAUUGUCGAAGGCCACGACCCCAAAAGGCUUAAAUAUCACGGUGGAGUAGAUGGUAUUGCAAAGAAGCUUAAAACAUCAACAACUGAUGGAAUUUCUACUGACUAUUGGGGGAUGACCCGUAGACAAGAAGUGUUUGGCAUUAACAAAUUUACGGAGUCUGCACAACGCAGCUUUUGGAUGUUUGUAUGGGAGGCGCUUCAAGAUAUGACCUUAAUGGUCCUCGGUGCGUGUGCCUUUGUUUCUUUGAUAGUUGGAAUAGCAACAGAAGGUUGGCCCAAGGGAGCUCAUGAUGGUCUUGGAAUCGUGGCAAGUAUUUUGUUGGUUGUUUUUGUAACAGCAACAAGUGAUUAUCGACAGUCUUUACAAUUUAAAGACUUGGAUAAAGAGAAAAAGAAAAUAUCGAUUCAAGUUACCAGAAACGCAUAUAGGCAAAAGAUGUCAAUAUACGAGUUACUACCUGGUGAUAUUGUACAUCUUGCUAUAGGUGACCAAGUACCUGCGGAUGGACUUUUCCUUUCUGGGUUCUCAGUAUCCAUUGAUGAAUCAAGUUUGACCGGUGAGAGUGAGCCAAUAAUGGUCAGUGCUGAAAACCCUUACUUAUUGUCAGGAACCAAGGUUCAAGAUGGUUCAUGUAAAAUGUUGGUUACGACAGUGGGGAUGCGAACACAAUGGGGAAAAUUAAUGGCAACUCUUAGUGAAGGAGGAGAUGAUGAAACACCAUUGCAAGUCAAGCUAAAUGGAGUCGCAACAAUUAUUGGAAAAAUCGGUCUUUUCUUUGCCAUAGUCACAUUUGCAGUUCUUGUGCAAAAGUUGAUAACCCGUAAGAUCAUAGAAGGAACUCACUGGAGAUGGACCGGUGAUGAUGCAUUAGCACUAUUGGAAUAUUUUGCUAUUGCUGUCACCAUUGUUGUUGUUGCAGUUCCAGAGGGAUUACCAUUAGCUGUCACAUUAAGUCUGGCAUUUGCCAUGAAAAAGAUGAUGAAUGAUAAGGCACUUGUGCGCCAUCUAGCAGCCUGUGAGACUAUGGGAUCUGCAACGAGUAUAUGCAGUGAUAAAACUGGGACGCUAACUACAAAUCGCAUGACUGUAGUGAAAGCUUGCAUUUGUAAAAAAGUCAUGGACUUGACUAAUCAAAUAGCUACUGAAAUCCCAGAUAAUGCUUCAAAGCUUCUUCUACAAUCAAUAUUCACUAACACUGGGGGUGAAGUUGUCAUUAAUCAACACGGGGAACAUGAGAUACUAGGAACCCCAACAGAGGCUGCCAUACUGAACUUUGGGUUGUCACUAGGUGGUGAUUUUCAAUCUGAGCGCCAAAAGUCCAAAGUCUUACGGGUCGAGCCCUUCAACUCUACAAAAAAGCGAAUGGGAGUUGUACUGGAGCUACCAGAAGGUGUUGUAAGAGCUCAUUGUAAAGGCGCUUCAGAAAUAAUAUUGGCAGCAUGUGAGAAGAUGAUCAAUGGAAACGGUGAAGUUGUAAAUCUUGACGAGGCGUCCCUUAAUCAUCUAAAGAGUACAAUAGAUAGUUUUGCUGGUGAAGCCCUUAGGACGUUAUGUCUUGCGUAUAUAGACCUCAAGAAUGAUGUCUCUGCAGAAACUCCUAUUCCAGCUUCUGGUUACACGUUCAUUGGAAUUGUGGGUAUCAAAGAUCCCGUGCGUCCUGGUGUCAAAGAAUCAGUGGCUCUCUGUCGAGCAGCUGGUAUAACUGUCCGGAUGGUUACAGGAGACAAUAUGAAUACUGCAAAGGCAAUAGCUAAGGAAUGUGGAAUACUUACAGAUGAUGGUAUUGCAAUAGAAGGUCCAGAUUUUCGUGAAAAGAGUCUUGAGGAAUUGGACUGGCUAAUUCCCAAGAUUCAGGUGAUGGCCCGGUCUUCUCCUUUGGAUAAGCAUACACUAGUGAAGCACUUGCGAACAACAUUUGGGGAGGUUGUGGCAGUUACUGGUGACGGAACAAAUGAUGCUCCGGCACUUCAUGAAGCAGAUAUUGGUCUUGCAAUGGGCAUUGCUGGGACUGAGGUAGCCAAAGAGAGCGCGGAUGUUAUUAUUCUAGAUGACAACUUCUCCACAAUCGUAACUGUAGCCAAAUGGGGACGAUCGGUCUACAUAAACAUUCAAAAGUUCGUACAGUUUCAGCUCACAGUCAACGUUGUUGCUUUGAUUGUCAACUUCACUUCAGCUUGUUUGACAGGGAGUGCUCCUCUCACGGCUGUUCAACUUUUGUGGGUCAACAUGAUCAUGGACACGUUGGGAGCCCUUGCGCUAGCAACUGAACCUCCAAAUGAUGAGUUAAUGAAGAGAUCUCCUGUUGGAAGAACAGGAAAUUUUAUCAGCAAUGCUAUGUGGCGGAAUAUACUGGGACAGUCUUUGUACCAGUUCACAGUGAUAUGGCUACUUCAAUCAAAAGGAAAAUCAUUUUUCGGUCUUCAUGGAAAUGAUUCUGAUUUGAUCCUUAACACUCUUAUUUUCAAUGCCUUUGUCUUCUGUCAGCUUUUUAAUGAGAUCAAUUCUAGAGAAAUGGAGAAAGAAGACGUUACAGAUGGUAUAUGGGAUAACAACGUGUUUGUAAGCGUUAUCUCAGCAACAUUUGUUUUCCAGGUGAUAAUAGUCGAGUACCUGGGUACAUUUGCAAAUACAUCACCACUUACAAUUAUGCAAUGGUUCUUUAGCAUUUUCAUUGGGUAUUUAAGCAUGCCAAUUGCUGUCUACUUAAAGAGGAUCCCUGUUUGCAUAGAAAAAACUGAUCCUUUAGCUUAUUAGAAACUCUUAAUA